AUGAACAUCGGGGACGCAGUGGCCAGGCGGACCGUCCAGACUGUGCGUGAGGACAAUAUGCAGGCUGUCAGGUUACACUCCUCCAUGCGUAAAAGGCUCUACAGUUUGCCACCGCACAUUGGACAGAAAGCAUCUAUAAUGGGCGAGGGAGACGACGCGGACAAGGACACCCGGAGGAAGAGCAUCAGGAUGAAACCUCUGCCGUCGCCGACCUCUGGGGGAAGCUGCAAAGGCAUCGUGGAGACCAAAAGUGGGGAGUCCGUGAUCAUGGAGACGGACAUAGGGAGACCGAUGAAGACCAGCUCAAACGGAGACUGCCGGAGGUUCCGAGGCAGCCUCUCGUCCGUCACAAGUCGGCAUGUGCACGACUCGGACUCGGCGGAGGAGAGGCGCCUCAUCACCGACGGGGAUGUCACCCCGAGCGAGGAGAGCCCCCCCGGAGCCAUCGGCGAUGGGCCGUCGGAUCAGGGCGCGCAGGGAGCCAGCGGUGGCGGCGGUGCCCAGGACGAUUCCCCUGGCCAGCAGUCAGGUUUUAUAAAGUUGGACGGCAUCGAUCAAAUUCUGCCGGACGACGAGCGAUUAUAUCAAGCCGGGUUCAUGCACAGACAGUUCGGGGCAAUGCUUCAGCCGGGGGUCAACAAGUUCUCCCUGAGGAUGUUUGGGAGUGAGAAGGCGGUGGAACGGGAACAAGAGCGGGUUAAAUCCGCCGGAUUUUGGAUAAUUCACCCUUACAGCGAUUUCAGGUUUUACUGGGACUUGACCAUGCUGUUGCUGAUGGUGGGCAACCUCAUCAUCAUCCCCGUGGGCAUAACGUUCUUCAAGGAUGAGCACACGCCCCCCUGGAUCGUGUUCAACGUGGUCUCUGACACUUUCUUCCUCAUGGACCUGGUCCUCAACUUCAGGACUGGUAUUGUCAAGGAGGACAACACUGAGAUCAUCCUGGAUCCGCAGCAGAUCAAGAUUAAGUACUUGCGCAGCUGGUUUGUGGUGGACUUCAUCUCCUCCAUUCCCGUGGACUACAUCUUCCUCAUUGUGGAGACGCGCAUCGACUCCGAUUUCUACAAGACGGCGCGAGCCUUGCGGAUUGUCCGCUUCACCAAGAUCCUCAGCCUGCUACGACUCCUGCGCCUCUCGAGACUCAUUCGCUACAUUCACCAGUGGGAAGAGAUCUUCCACAUGACCUAUGACCUGGCCAGCGCCAUGGUGAGGAUAGUCAACCUUAUCGGUAUGAUGCUGCUGCUGUGUCACUGGGACGGCUGCCUGCAGUUUCUGGUGCCCAUGCUGCAGGACUUCCCCCCCGACUGCUGGGUGUCCAAAAAUAAGAUGGUGAAUGACACGUGGGGACAGCAGUACUCCUACGCACUUUUCAAGGCUAUGAGCCACAUGCUGUGUAUCGGAUAUGGCAUGUACCCCCCGGUGGGCAUGACAGACGUGUGGCUGACCAUCCUCAGCAUGAUUGUGGGCGCUACCUGCUACGCCAUGUUCGUGGGCCACGCGACCGCGCUAAUCCAAUCACUCGACUCAUCUCGACGGCAGUACCAGGAGAAGUACAAACAGGUGGAGCAGUACAUGUCCUUCCACAAACUGCCGGCAGAUAUGAGGCAGAGAAUCCACGACUACUACGAGCAUCGCUACCAGGGCAAGAUGUUCGACGAGGAGAGCAUCCUGGGAGAGCUGAACGAGCCUCUCCGAGAGGAAAUUAUCAACUUCAACUGUCGAAAGCUGGUGGCAUCCAUGCCUCUGUUUGCCAACGCCGACCCCAACUUUGUCACCUCCAUGCUCACCAAGCUGAAAUUCGAGGUGUUCCAGCCUGGGGAUUACAUCAUCAGAGAGGGCACCAUCGGCAAGAAAAUGUAUUUCAUCCAACACGGAGUUGUCAGUGUACUAACCAAAGGCAAUAAAGAGACCAAGUUGUCGGACGGCUCCUACUUUGGAGAGAUUUGUUUGCUGACGCGGGGUAGAAGGACAGCCAGUGUCCGAGCAGACACAUACUGUCGCCUGUACUCGCUGUCUGUCGACAACUUCAAUGAGGUGCUGGAGGAGUAUCCUAUGAUGAGGAGGGCCUUUGAAACUGUUGCACUGGACAGACUGGACCGUAUUGGCAAGAAAAACUCCAUCCUGCAACAUAAGGUACAACACGAUCUCAGCUCUGGUGUACUCAACUACCAGGAGAAUGAGAUCAUCCAGCAGAUUGUGCAGCAUGACAGAGACAUGGCCCACUGCGCACACCUUCUGCAGAACGCUCCACUCCAGACGCCUCCCUCGCCUACCCCUGUCAUCUGGGCCCCCCUCAUCCAGGCUCCUCUCCAAGCAGCAGCCACCACCACCUCAGUAGCCAUUGCGCUUACGCACCAUCCCCACCUCCCAUCAUCACUCUUCAGGCCUCCAGUUUCUGUACUGGGGUCGCUAAAGGACCCUCCCAGUCGGCUUAAGAAGUUCCAAACAUUUGUUCCUUCAUCCACAGCCACUGGCUCUGCUCGGGACUCUCCCUCUAGCACACCCUCUAAACUACUCACUGGGGUGGACAUGCCAUUGCUGACCUCCUUUCGGGCCCAGCACGUAAAGUCAGUUUCAGGUGCAACUGGCUCUAGCCAACAGGUUUCAGGUAGCAGAGGCCAGCAAGGACCUAGUAGGAGUGGGUCUGGUUCCAGUGGAGGAGGGGUGUCUGCCCCCCCUUUUGGACCAUACUCAUCCUCUGGUUCACCCUCAUCUAGUAUGGCCCAGCUGCACCCACAACCACAGCGUCAACAGCCCUUUCGCUCCAGCACCCCGCCUCUCUCCAACCUCUUCAAUCAAGGAUCUACAGGUGGAAGCAUGGGGUCAGGAAUAACUGGAGGAGCUGUCGGAGCCUGUGGUGGUGCCACAGGGUGGUCAUCAGGUGGAGCAGAAGGAGGUUCAGUGGAGGAGGCCACUGGAGGAGACAUUACUUGGGCUGGAGAGGACUUUACAACCGGAACAACAGAAGCGACUCCUGAGAGACAUUUUGGUUUGGGAGGAGCUAUUGGUGGAUCAGUAGGAGGGAUCCCAGGGGAAUCAAUGGGAGGGAUAUCUGAAGAAUCAGUGGGUGCAACUUGCGGCAGGUUAGUAGGAGGGGCAUCAGGUGAGUCAGUGGGUGGUGUUACUUGUCGGCCAAUAGGAGAUGCAGCCAGGAGAUCAGUGGGAGGGAUUUCCAGAGGAUCAAUUGGAAGGGCUUCGGGGGGAUCAUUGGCAGGGGCCAUUGGAGAAUCACUUGUAUUGAAGACCACUGGAGGACCGUUCGUUAGAACCUCGGGUGGAUCAAUGGGAGUGGCGGGGAAUCCUAGUGGAUCGUUGGGAAGGGCUUCUGGUGGAUCAAAAACUACAACAACUAGCCAUAUAGGAGGAAGUUCAAGUGGGCCAGGGGUAGGAGGGACAGGAGGACUUACUAGCAGAGCAGCAGGAGGGGCAGUGGGCAGCCAUAUAGGAGGGUCUACAGCUUGUCCUGUGGGACCAGGUUCUGGUGGAAUUACAGCUGGACUGAUUAGUUCCCCCCGUUGUCAGAGUCCUAUAUCUACUGGCUCAUCCAGUCCUAUGCCUGGCCAGCUUCUCCAUAGCCAGCCACCCCCUAAGCCUCCUCAGGUGGCUCCUCUGCAGCAGUUUGCUGGGGGAGGCAGGACUACCAGCGGCUUAAACCUCUUUCAUUCCCCCCCACAAGGAUCUCCAUCCUCCAGCAGAGGACAGCACAGUCAGCAGCCUGCUGAGGGCUCCCCAUCUUCCCUCAGCCAUUUUACCCUAUCAGGCCUCCAGUCUGGCUUCCUUCCUCACCAGAUAUCCCUUGAGAGGUCUGCUCUGGCCUCAUUGGCCCAGUAUGGUUCAGCAAAUGCCUCCCCCUGCCUUACCCCGGUGGCACCAAGUCCUACUAGUCAAAGCCCACUGGCAGGCAGGACUUUCCAUUACAGCGACCCCUCCAGUACCACAGGAUCCCACAGUUCUCUACUGAUGCCUCAGUCUUCUCUCCCUUCACAGCUUCCCAAUCAGCCACACACAACAGGGAGAGAUUCUCCACUGGGUCGCUUUUCUGAGGACCUAAAGCUUUUAUCUAGCUCUCAUCCAUCUCUGCCCCAGGAGAUGGCCCAGGCCUUUGGCCACCAAACUCCUCACUCCCCUCUGGAAACUGGAUAUUACCCCUCACCCUUUUCCUCACCCACUCUAGUGCCCAAACCCUGUAGCUCAGUACCAGGGCGCAUGACUCCUCCAAUCAAGACGACUCCAGGCCACCCUCACCAGACUCCCAGACCACCAGACCAGUCCCAAGAGGCCUCUUCGGAUUUGCUUCUACGGAGGGCCUCUGCUGCCUACUCAUCAGAUCUAGAACCUCAAACUGUACGCUCUAAACUCCCUUCCAAUUUGUGAGAAUUGAUCACACCCUCCAGUGCUCCUCCAAACUGAAACACACAAACAAUUUCAAUAUGUGGCUCUCUUUUCUUUGUGUCUUUAGACUUCACUGUGUUGCACCUCUCAUUUUAUCAAGAUCUUGAAUUUACAGUGAUUUAAAAGACACUUUACUGGGUAACUUGGAGCUCUAGAAUCGUCUAUAUUUGUUGUAUCCUUUGUCCUCUUUUUUAAUUCAUACACACUGUAUAUAUACAGAGAUAUAUUUAAAUGAUAAGUUAAUCAAGAGACUGGAUGGGUGUGAAAGAUCAUCUCCAUUUAGUAGGAAAGUAAUUUUCUUUAUUUCUACAACUAUGCCAAAUUCAUCUGGUGAUUUUUGGAAAGAUAAUUUCAAUGGACGACAUUACAGUACUCUUUUUCUGCAGGAACCUAUGCACUAAUACCUGCAUGUAUAAAAGCUUUUUGUGUGUUUCAAAAAAAUUCUAUACAUUUUUAGCUAAAUCAACAUGCUCUUGUACCAUCUCAUUUAGGAUCACAUAUUGUUGAUCCUUAAAUGUAUCUAUUAGAUUGUACUUAUUUAUCCUCUGUGUAAAAUUUUCAAACUCUUGGGAGAUGGAGAAGAGAUGUUAGGAAACCAAAAAGACUUUUCCUGUGGGGUAAUAAUUCACCUCUUCUUGGCCCAUCGAUCCUUAUUUUAUACCACUUUAUCAUAAUGAUACUGUUUUUUGAAGCAGGGCGAGAGGGGUUAAGUGAUAUACCCUUCAUCUUAAUAUUGAGACAUAACAGCUUGUGAGCAACUGGCUUUCUGCAGAAAUCCUCGACUAGCAAGCUCACUUUGUCUUCCAAGCUCAUACCACUAAUGCGUGUGGAAAGCAUUUGUGUUUUACUUCCUGACUGUGCAACUGUUAAUGUGUGAGUGUUGGUGAGAAAAAGUGGGAGAAUCAGUGGGACAGUCGGAUGCAAGGCAAGACUUUUCCCUGGACUGAUCAAAAAGACGUUUGCCUUUUUCACACAUACAUAGGACUUCCAUACCACAGCUUUUUUGUUGCAUUCUGUAGCACUCAGACAGUUCAAAACCUAGUGAAAUAUAUUAAAGCCCCAAAACUAACCUUUGAGCAAAUACAGUACACAAAUAACAAAAAAAUUCUAGAAACAGAAAUCUGCCACUUAAUAUUGACACAAACCACCACCGGAUAAACUGUUGUGAAGCACUUCUGAUAUAUGAAUCAAUAGGUUGCCUACAACAACUACAACUAUUCUGCUGCUGUAAUCCUAAAGUAAACCCUGCAUUAUUCAAAAACAGACUUCUGUUUAGAUUUCAUUGCUGCAGUUAUUUCUGCAUUCAUAUAGUGUACACAACAUCCAUCCAUCCAUCCAUCCAUCCAUCGUCUACCGCUUUAUCCAUUUAAGGGUCAUGGGGGGGCUGGAGCCAAUCCCAGCUAACAUUGGGCGAGAGGCGGG
Molecule: messenger RNA, 5811 nt
Organism: Scophthalmus maximus (turbot)
Lineage: Eukaryota; Metazoa; Chordata; Actinopteri; Pleuronectiformes; Scophthalmidae
Gene: hcn4
Product: hyperpolarization activated cyclic nucleotide-gated potassium channel 4
Exons: 9
Coding region: 1-4371 (1456 amino acids)
Biological process (GO): potassium ion transport; transmembrane transport
Cellular component (GO): membrane
Molecular function (GO): voltage-gated potassium channel activity
Source: RefSeq, a predicted model, not a curated record